AUGUUGAUGUUAACAGUGGUGAUGAGCAUGGUGCGAAGUUUGUUCAUUAUCACUGCGAUGUUUUUGUUGGUACUUUUUUAUGCUUAUGCGGGUGUUAUUCUCUUCGGAAUGGUCAAAUAUGGACAAGCGGUUUCGAAACAUGUAAAUUUCCGAAGUGGCAAAGAAGCGCUUGUUGUUUUAUUCCGAAGUGUGACUGGCGAAGACUGGAAUGAUAUUAUGCAUGAUUGUAUGCGCAGCCCACCGUUGUGUUACUAUGAAGAAGGUAUAAACUAUUGGCAAACUGAUUGUGGAAAUUAUUUUGGUGCUAUAAUUUAUUUCUGUUCAUUUUACUUGAUCAUCACUUACAUUGUUCUGAAUCUACUUGUUGGUUAUACACUUCUCAAUCACUUAAUAUUCAUGUUUGUGAAGCACAUUUCAGCUGUUAUUAUUGAGAAUUUUUCGUUGUUUUAUUCAAGUGAAGAGGAUGCAUUGUUGAGUUAUGCAGACAUCAGAAACUUUCAACAAGUCUGGAAUAUGGUUGAUGUGGAACAAAAACGUACAAUACCAGUUCGUCGUGUGAAAUUUUUGCUUCGGUUGCUAAAAGGCCGUCUUGAAGUGGAUCCAAAUAAAGACCGACUUUUAUUCAAGCAUAUGUGUUAUGAGAUGGUUAGAUUACAUAAUGGCGAUGAUAUCUCAUUUCAUGAUAUUUUGAACAUGUUGUCCUAUCGGAGUGUGGAUAUUCGAAAAUCAUUGCAAUUAGAGGAAUUGUUGCAACGAGAAGAAUUAGAAUACAUUAUUGAAGAGGAAGUGGCAAAGCAAACGAUUCGUUCAUGGCUUGAAUCAUGCCUUCGAAGGAUCAAGGCUCAACAAACGAAAGAUGUACCAUUAAUUGCGCAGUUACGACCGUUACUCAAUCAACAACAUAAUUUGCCAUCGAUGUUACAACUGAACCAAGUGACGAAUCAGUUGAAUACGCAAGAAGCGAGUGAGAAGACGAAUGAUGCGAUUGAUACAGAGGACGAGGAUGUGUUACGACGAAGAACAGUCAGAAAAUCGAGACGGAGCAGUAUUCCUGAGCUCGUCGGGGAGGCAAAGAAGUUCAUCUUCAGCAGUGGAAUGAGCGCUAAGCAGAAGUCAUUGCAGAGCGAUCGACCGGGUAGUGUGACUGAUCGUAGUAAAUCGAUGUUGGGUACGGGUGAGAAAACAGCUGGUAGCAAUCCAGUCACAAGAGCUGAAAAACGAUCAACUCUCAAAGCAUUGCAGAUGCCAACAUAUGAACUGCCUGAUCUCGAAGAGAAGGGUGAAGACAAUGACAGUUAUGUGUCAUGCGAUCGACGUCACUCAGCUGAAGCAGCGUUACUUCCCACGCUCAACAAUGAUUCUACAAACGCGGCAACGAAAGCCGAGAGCAGUAGCUUGUUGCCGGAUGUGUUUGGGGGAGCAAUACAAGAUAGUACACCAGAUAUCAAAGGAUGGUGGGGUGAUUUGAACAGCGGUUCAAACGUCUUUUGA
Messenger RNA from Anisakis simplex (herring worm), 1491 nucleotides. Lineage: Eukaryota; Metazoa; Nematoda; Chromadorea; Rhabditida; Anisakidae. The record is from the annotation of a GenBank genome assembly.